Molecule: messenger RNA, 2364 nt
Organism: Endocarpon pusillum Z07020
Lineage: Eukaryota; Fungi; Ascomycota; Eurotiomycetes; Verrucariales; Verrucariaceae
Exons: 1
Coding region: 1-2364 (787 amino acids)
Biological process (GO): aromatic amino acid catabolic process; positive regulation of transcription by RNA polymerase II
Cellular component (GO): nucleus
Molecular function (GO): DNA-binding transcription factor activity, RNA polymerase II-specific; zinc ion binding
Source: RefSeq, a predicted model, not a curated record
AUGGACAUCGACGCUUCCUCUCUGAGGUCCCAACCAAGGCUAUCACCUAUUAAAGGGACUCGUCCUAAAGACAAAGAAUUCCAACGAGCUUACAAGGCCUGUAUCCCAUGUAGAAGGCGCAAAGCAAGGUGUGACUUAGGAAUCAAUUCUUCUCCACCCUGUGCGCGUUGUCGUCGCGAGCAUAGGGAAUGUGUCUUCAGUUCCGAAAGGAACUACAACUCAGUCAAGCGCCACAAGAAUGAUCAAGAUGGCCGGCGGAGCUUCACAAACAGGCUCAACCACACUCAGUACCUCGACGCAGCAGUGGACGGCCGAGGAAGCGACACUGUUGCUCAUGAAGGAGAACAUCAGCUGUCAACAGAAACGCAUUCACAAGAUGCAGCUCCAAAAGCAAAUCUGGCCAAAUCUGUCAUGCAGACUGUUGUAUCAAAUGGUAACGAUGCACUGAAUAUCCUUUUCGAAGCGGCUGCGCAUCAAGAACUCGCAGAUUAUGCCCAGUUUCCCAAAUCUCCGCCUACUAACCCAGCACCUGUUUAUGAUACUCCACGAUCUGUAUUGUCGCUUGAUACAGCAGCUUCGGCAUCACGCGUUGUGAAGCUAUCCCAGCCUAACCAUGAAACUUUAAAGCUAUGGAGUCAAACUCGAUUUGUGAUGAAUGGCUGGCUUUCAGCAGAAGAAGCUGUUACCUUCAUCGACUUGUUCUUUCAAAAUAUGUCUCCUCUCUCUCCUAUCGUGACGAAUUACUAUCAAGAUCAUGCCCAUCAUUUCCAGCUCACCACCGAAGAGCCACUUCUAAUCACUGUCCUUCUUAUGAUCUCCUCGCGCUAUCAUCUACUACCCUGUCCAGGCGCUGCUUCUAGGGGCUUCUUCAUGCAUGAAAGGUUUUGGCACCACUGUCAAAACCUCAUCCAGCGUAUCUUAUACGGACAAGAGAAAUCAUCAAACGCCAGAUCAAGGGCUAUCGGAUCUAUCGAAGCUUUACUGCUAAUCUGUGAAUGGCAUCCGCGCGCUUUACAUUUUCCACAUGAAACAGAAGGUUGGGAGUAUGUGAGCCAGAAUGAGAGCGAUGGCAAAGUUCUUGGUUCGCAACCCGUAUCUGCAACAUCAACCAGGUGGCUAGAAGACGUGAUUGAGCCGGCCAGGAGGUCUGACCGAAUGUCUUGGAUGUUACUCGGUACAGCCCUAACUCUUGCACACGAGUUAGGCAUCUUCGAUGACGAUGAAAAGGCAAUGUCCACAGUAUCGCAAAUGGAAUCCCAGAUAGACCCGGGAAAUUUUCAAUUGCGCAAGCUACGAAUGCGAAAGCUACUUUACGUGUACAUCAACCAAUUAGCGUCGAGAUUAGGAUGUUCAUCAAUGUUCCCACAGAAUCUUACUCAGGCCACAAUGGCCACUGUUACUCCGUUGACCGACAAAUGGCAGUCCCACAUGUCAUCCUGGAUCGAGCUCACCAAGCUAGUCAAAUCCGCUUCAGAGGUAUUCUUCCCGUCACCAUUGGUGACGCGCCAAUUGCUGAGUAGCGGCCGCUACAGCAGCCUCUUGGACCAUUUCAUACCUCUCUUGGAGCAGUGGCGGAGAAAACAUUUGGACUCACACGAUUUUCAGGGACCAUACCAGGAUACCUUGUUCAUCGAGUAUCACUAUGCAAGGAUCUACAUCAACUCCAUCGGUAUGCAAGCCGUGUGCCAAAGAGCUUUAUCUGAGAUGGACUCGGGACUAGAGGCAAACUCGCUUCGCACAACGCUUGAUGGUCAGGAAAAUGGUUUCAUCAACGAAGUUAUUGACGGAGGCAUUGAGAUUCUUGAAAGAACUAUUAAGCUAGCAGAGACCGACACACUUCGCUUCUCGCCCGUGCGAACCUUUCUCCGCAUAACAACCUCAUCUGUCUUCCUCCUGAAGGCAAUAAGCCUCGGCAUCCGAAAUGCAAAGCUGCAACGCGCCUUUAGCACUUUGGACAAGAGCAUACAGGCAAUGCGUAUCAGCAAUCUGGACGAUAUGCAUUUGGCUGCACGGUAUGCUACGCUUCUAGAGACGCAUGUGUCCCGUCUGCGUCGUGGAUUUGUGGCUUCAACUCAAAAGCAGUCUCGCCUCAACCAUACAGUGUCUAAUAGUGCCUCCCAAAGUGAGGCAGGUUCUCGGCAGACAAAUGGCAUAAAGUUCGCAGACGGGUCUCCUCCCGCAGCGCCGUGUGACUUUUCAACGAACGGACCAGAUAUGCUCCCACUGCAAGAGCUGUCUGCUGAUGAUUGGCUCUCACUACCGUUCGAUCCGAGCAUGGCGCCAUUUGGUGCUGAUGAAAGCUUUGGUUUUUCUGCAUUCGACGAGAAUGCCCUCGAUUUCAUCUGGAAUCUGCCAGCGGGUUGA